AUGAAAAAGACCAGAGCUGUACAACCAUGGUUACGUGGUGAGCUUUCAGGUGGUCAACGAUUCGAUUGGGCUAUGGAAGACGCUUAUCAGUUUGUUAGAAGAAAGGACAACAUCACUACUCUCGCUUCACUUGUCUUUCAUCAAAUCUGGAAAUUCUAUUGUAAAUCCUAUUUUGGUGGUACUCCUCUCCACGAUAACAACCUCCUAUCUAAUGAAUCUAUCAUAAAUGAAUAUAUACAGCACAUAUCAGUUAUGAAAUUAAAUAUAAAUAACAGUAUCAGUCCUUUGCACUUUAAAACGUUUUUAUCACCUCCUCACGAGUUGUAUUGCCCGUGGGCUCUUAGGACAUUAAUUAUUAAGUUGAUGAGAAUACUGAUCAUCGAUUUGGUUAAUUGA
Molecule: messenger RNA, 396 nt
Organism: Heterostelium album PN500
Lineage: Eukaryota; Evosea; Eumycetozoa; Acytosteliales; Acytosteliaceae
Exons: 4
Coding region: 1-396 (131 amino acids)
Source: RefSeq, a predicted model, not a curated record